AUGGCUGACAUUACCACUCGCCAAGUUGGUGCCCUCAACUCUCUCGAAUACAAGCUCUAUUUUGAGAAGAACGGUGUCCCCGUUUCCCCUUUCCAUGACAUUCCUCUCUUCGCCAAUGCCGAGAAGACCGUCUUCAACAUGGUUGUUGAAAUUCCUCGUUGGACCAACGCUAAGCUCGAGAUCUGUAAGGAAAUUGCCAUGAACCCCAUUGUUCAAGAUACCAAGAAGGGUAAGCUCAGAUUCGUCCGUAACUGUUUCCCCCACAAGGGCUACAUCUGGAACUAUGGUGCUUUCCCUCAAACUUGGGAAGAUCCUAACCAUUCUCACCCUGAGACCAAGGCUCGCGGUGAUAACGAUCCUAUUGAUGUCAUUGAAAUUGGUGAGCAAGUUGCCACUCCCGGUCAAAUCAAGCAAGUCAAGAUCCUCGGUGUCAUGGCUCUUUUGGAUGAGGGUGAGACCGAUUGGAAGGUCCUCGCCAUUGAUGUCAACGAUCCUUUGGCCCCCAAGUUGAACGAUAUCGAAGAUGUUGAGAAGCACCUUCCUGGUCUUGUUCGUGCUACCAAUGAAUGGUUCCGUAUCUACAAAAUCCCCGAUGGUAAGCCUGAGAACGUUUUCGCUUUCAGUGGUGAAGCCAAGAACAAGAAGUAUGCCACCGAUGUCGUUCUUGACACUCAUGAAGCCUGGAAGUCUCUCAUCUCUGGUUCUGCCGAUAAGAAGGAUAUUGAAGUUGUCAACACUGCUGUUGAAGACUCUCCCUAUAAGGUUGACUCUGUUGAUGUCCCUGCAGCCUCUCCUCAACCUGCUGCCCCUAUUGAUGGCUCCGUUGACAAGUGGUUCUUCAUCUCUGGUCACAACUUGUAA
Mucor velutinosus is the source of this 861-nucleotide messenger RNA. RefSeq lists its product as uncharacterized. Gene Ontology annotation, biological process: phosphate-containing compound metabolic process. Gene Ontology annotation, cellular component: nucleus; cytoplasm. The transcript has 7 exons. The record is from RefSeq and is a predicted model, not a curated record. The coding region runs from base 1 to 861 and encodes 286 amino acids. Lineage: Eukaryota; Fungi; Mucoromycota; Mucoromycetes; Mucorales; Mucoraceae. Gene Ontology annotation, molecular function: magnesium ion binding; inorganic diphosphate phosphatase activity.